CGCGCGCCGGCGCGCUCCGACGUGCCCUGGAACUUACCCUCCCUCGGAGACCAGCCUGGCGGGGACGCGCUGGCCGCGGCCACCUCCGCGGCUGAGGGAGCGCUGGCCGAGGCUGGGUGUUGGGGUCCCGGCAGACGCGGUGCUGCGUGAAGAGAGAGCUUCCCGCCGAGCCGGGAGGCGCCGAGUGCUCGUUACAUCCAUGCAAGGAGCCAAGUAAAGCCAUAAUGUGGCAUACCAUCCUGUCUGAGAGGUGAAUACCACAGAAGAAAAAUGGCUGACAGAAGCGGGAGGAUCAUUCCGGGACAAGCGUACAUUGAAGUGGAAUACGACUAUGAGUAUGAAGCCAAGGACAGAAAGAUUGUGAUCAAACAGGGGGAGCGAUACAUGCUGGUGAAGAAGACCAAUGAUGACUGGUGGCAGGUGAAGCCGGACGAGAGUUCCAAAGCGUUCUAUGUGCCAGCCCAGUAUGUGAAGGAGGUCACGCGCAAAGCUCUGAUGCCACCUGUCAAGCCGCCAGUGGGCCUGCCCAGUAGCUCCAUGAAGAUGAUACAGAGCCUGCCUCUGCAUAGGUCGACGGAGAACGUGAACAAGCUGCCUGAGCUCUCCAGCUUCGGCAAGCCGGCCAUGUCCUCUAUUCAAGGCACAGGUCUCAUUCGUGAUGCCAAUCAGAAUUUUGGACCCAGUUACAACCCAGUUCAGACUGUCAACCUUAGCCUAGACCUGACCCAUAACAACGGAAAGUUCAACAGUGAUUCUCACUCUCCGAAAGUUCCCAGCCAGAAUAGGACGCGCUUGUUUGGUCACUUUCCCGGUCCCGAGUUCUUGGACGUAGAGAAAACGAGCUUCUCCCAGGAGCUGUCUUGCGAUUCAGCAGGGGAAGGCUCAGAGAAGGUACACCAGGACUCUGAAUCUGGGGACGAGCUGAGCAGCAGCUCCACCGAACAGAUACGGGCCACUACACCUCCCAGUCAAGGAAGACCUGAUUCUCCUGUCUACGCCAAUCUCCAGGAGCUGAAAAUAUCCCAGUCGUCUCUGCCUCCUCUUCCUGGGAGCCCUGCCAUUCAGAUCAAUGGGGAAUGGGAGACGCACAAGGAUGGCUCUGGGCGUUGCUACUACUACAACCGGGGAACUCAGGAAAGAACCUGGAAGCCGCCCCGCUCGACUCGGGAUGCCAGCCGAGGAGACUUCCACAGCCCCGGAGAGCAAGAGCUGCUUUCGUCAGAAGAGAACUACCACAGCCUUUGUUACAGCCAGUCAGAUAGUCAGUGUGGUUCUGCUCCAAGGGGUUGGUCAGAAGAGUUGGAUGAACGUGGGCAUACCUUAUAUACCAGUGACUAUACUAAUGAAAAGUGGCUCAAACAUGUUGAUGAUCAAGGUAGACAGUAUUACUACAGUGCAGAUGGAUCUCGGUCCGAAUGGGAGUUGCCAAAGUAUAAUGCAUCAUCUCAGCAACAAAGAGAAAUUAUUAAAAGCAGGAGCCUGGACAGGCGGCUGCAGGAACCAAUAGUGUUAACAAAGUGGAGACAUAGUACCAUUGUGUUGGACACCAAUGACAAGGAAUCUCCACCUGCCUCCAAACCAUGCUUUCCUGAAAGUGACUCUUCUCCCUCGUCGCCCAAGCUCCAAGACACAGGGCAAGAGAAAUAUGGAUUAUUAAAUGUAACAAAGAUAACGGACAAUGGGAAAAAGGUUCGGAAAAACUGGAUGUCUUCAUGGGCUGUGUUGCAGGGUUCCUCUCUACUGUUCACCAAAACUCAAGGAAGUAGCACAAGCUGGUUUGGGAGUAAUCAGUCCAAACCAGAGUUCACGGUGGACCUCAAGGGGGCAAUGAUUGAGAUGGCCUCCAAGGAUAAAUCCAGCAAAAAGAAUGUGUUUGAGCUGAAAACUCGUCAAGGAACAGAACUGCUGAUUCAAUCUGAUAAUGACUCUGUUAUCAAUGAUUGGUUUAAAGUUCUCAGUAGUACAAUCAAUAAUCAGGCUGUAGAGACGGAUGAAGCCAUUGAAGAGGAGACACCUGAUUCACCAGGAAUAGAAAAGCAUGAUAAAGAAAAGGACCAGAAAGAACUGAAGAAACUUCGCUCUAUGAAAGUAUCCAGCAUAGAUUCUUCAGAACAGAAAAAAACCAAGAAAAACCUAAAGAAGUUUCUCACCCGACGCCCCACACUGCAAGCUGUUCGUGAAAAGGGGUAUAUUAAAGACCAGGUAUUUGGAGCCAACCUUGCUAAUCUGUGUCAGCGAGAGAACGGCACGGUGCCAUUGUUUGUGCGGUUGUGCAUUGAGCACGUGGAGGAACAUGGUCUGGACGUGGACGGCAUCUACCGAGUGAGUGGCAACCUUGCUGUGAUCCAGAAGCUGAGGUUUGCAGUCAACCACGAUGAAAAAUUGGACUUGACCGAUAGUAAAUGGGAAGAUAUUCACGUCAUCACCGGAGCACUGAAGAUGUUUUUUCGAGAAUUACCAGAGCCUCUUUUUACAUUUAAUCAUUUUAAUGAUUUUGUUAAUGCUAUUAAGCAAGAACCAAGGCAGCGGGUCGCUGCUGUUAAGGAUCUGAUCAGACAGCUACCAAAGCCAAAUCAAGACACAAUGCAGAUUCUCUUUAAGCAUCUCAAAAGGGUCAUAGAAAAUGGAGAAAAAAAUCGGAUGACCUACCAGAGCAUAGCCAUUGUUUUCGGUCCCACUCUGCUGAAGCCCGAGAAGGAGACGGGCAACAUAGCAGUUCACACUGUGUAUCAGAACCAGAUCGUAGAGCUGAUUCUCCUUGAGAUCAAUGCCAUCUUUGGACGCUGACACUUGGUGCAGACGACCGGGGGAGCCAGAGCCGACUCCGUGGGCUUGCGCCUCUCUGUGCACAAGGUGUUUGAGCUUUGGACCAAGCAGUGACUGUUUGAUUUUGCACUUUUUUGAGGGAUCGGAAGGGAAGGGGAGCGUCAAGAUGCCUGGUAGGCCCUCGUGUUUGCUGCUCUAUUGCGAGGUGGUGUAGGUGUGUAAUUUUGAGUUUUUAUCCUCAAAGUCUGCAUUUCAUACUCUGAAUUUCAGUAAAACAGCAAUCAAAGCUUAUAAUUCUAACCAGUCAAACACACUGGAUAAUUUGAUGAGAAAACUGUGUUUCCCUCCCCACUUCACCCUGCCCACCCCCACAACUGGACAUUGUAGAAUUUCUUCUCACAGUCUGUGGGUUCAUCCCUUGGUAGAAGGACAUUUCCUGUUGGUCAUUUUGAAACCACUCGUGGGCAUUUUAAACAGAAUGAAGUAUCCCUGUCCCGACAUGUGUGUUUCCUUUUCAGGGUUUGUGCACGCAGUGGUGGGGACAUGACCCCUCAGCGAAGGCUGGCUGCCUGCCCCGUGUCCCACCGCGUCCCACUUGGGGAGCCCGGUUGCCUGCUAGGGCAGCACACUAAUACUACUUAAAACACUGUGAUGUACUAGAGUUCUAGUUAGCAUCAGUCGGUUCAGGGUAUCUCUUUUUUCUCCCCCUUGGGCUGUCUUGCUUAUCCUGAAAUUGUAGCUAGCAACCCUAAUGAUACCUAGUGCCAUACUGACCCUGUGGACAUGGACAUUGGUGUAAAUAGAGGCUGGAGACUGGGCGUCCUUCAGCUGUGUAUAUACUUGUAUUGUACAGUCUCGGAGUCCACUCUGAUGCUGCGUUCCUAAUCGUGCUGUUGGUGACCUUUUCCAGGAGCAUUAGUAGGUUCCUCCAGAAUAGGCCGGUACUUGGGAAAGUCAGCCGUGUGCACUUUUAGGUUGUAAUUACAUUCACAGGCAAACCACUAUAAUGCGAAUGGUACUGAAAAAGGAAAGUGUGGACUAGACCUGUUUAAUGGUAAAUGCACUACAAGAGAAAUCUUAGUUUAUUUAACAUGUACAGAGUACGUUAGAAACAAAUUUAUAACAGAGUUCUAACUCUGAAGUUUGAACAGUGGAAACCCGUGUGUACAUUAGAUGGAUGUUGGGUAGGAGACAGCAUUGCUGUGUUGGUGGAAUUUCUUUUUACAUUACUAAUGUAGAUGGAUUUGUACAGUCGAACAGGGUUUGGAAGGUUUUGUUACAGGGAGCAUGGUGUGUUGAAAAUUUUUUAAAUGUAUUUUUCUAGAUUAACUGCUGUAUAUGAAAUGUCUAAUCUAAUAAAGAAAACUAUAAGAGGUUUAGAGAUUUUUCCCAUUGGAAA
Molecule: messenger RNA, 4165 nt
Organism: Ochotona princeps (American pika)
Lineage: Eukaryota; Metazoa; Chordata; Mammalia; Lagomorpha; Ochotonidae
Gene: ARHGAP12
Product: Rho GTPase activating protein 12
Exons: 18
Coding region: 271-2787 (838 amino acids)
Biological process (GO): regulation of GTPase activity; signal transduction
Cellular component (GO): cytoplasm
Molecular function (GO): protein binding
Source: RefSeq, a predicted model, not a curated record